Molecule: messenger RNA, 7054 nt
Organism: Oncorhynchus gorbuscha (pink salmon)
Lineage: Eukaryota; Metazoa; Chordata; Actinopteri; Salmoniformes; Salmonidae
Exons: 10
Coding region: 1575-6218 (1547 amino acids)
Biological process (GO): cell migration; cell-cell adhesion
Cellular component (GO): adherens junction; catenin complex
Molecular function (GO): beta-catenin binding; actin filament binding
Source: RefSeq, a predicted model, not a curated record
UCUGUCAUAGUUGAAGUGUACGUACCUAUGAUGAAAAUUACAGGCCUCUCAUCUUUUUAAGUGGGAGAACUUGCACAAUUGGUGGCUGACUAAAUACUUGUUUGCCCCACUGUAUAAAGAAAGCUACAAUCUGGGAUAAAAAAAAGACAAAUUACAGCAAUGCCACUUGUUUUGGUGAUGGUAUACAGCUGAGGGGAUAGGUGGUAUAAUAAUUUUUAAUGACCAUGGAACAGAUUCCCAGAAUGCACCUUUUAAAGCACAUAUCUAUUUGAGAAAGGGACCAUUAAUCCAUUGUAAGAGACCCAUAACCCUGUAAACACCAGUGUCUCUUUCUCAAAGUGUGGAUAUGUGUUAUCUGAUUAGAUGAGUAAACCCAAUUUAAUCUAAAGCUUUCCUGACAUGGAAUGAUGUAAUUGAUGAACAAUGAGAUAGAUGUGUGUGGAUGUGAGAUGUUUUAAAAGCGCACACCUGUCAAUUUAAAAGGGUUGAAAAGAUUCUGAAUGUGCAAUCCCAAAUGUUGCAUGUGCUAGGCAGAGGCGCAACUUUGGUUUUAGAUGUGGGGGGGCCCAUAAUUUGUUUUAUUUUAUCCAGUCGUAUAAACACUCCAAACAGCCUACCCGACCACUCGGAUGCGUCCGCAUGGUCCAAAGCACAUUGAAGUGGAUUUAACAAGUGACAUCAAUAAGGGGUCAUAGCUUUCACCUGGUCAGUCUAUGUCAUGGAAUGAGCAGGUGUUCCUAAUGUUUUGUACACUCAGUCUAUAUAAACAGCCUUGGGCGUUUCAGAGAGGCUUUUGUGUGAUAAUUAAAUUAGGCUCUAUUCAAUUUGUAUCGCUGAAGUGUUACAGAUUGCGCACUAACAUUUUUACGGUAAUUUCCUAUUGAGCUGACAUCUGCAGUGUUUACCGUGAAUACAGUCUCCACUAACGUGGGAACAAUGCCUUUUACAUUUGAACUUUUGCUAUACGGAUUGAAUAGAGCCCUAAGUUAUGUAGAGCUUUUUGAAAGCUGAAUUGUGUGGUGUUCCUUUAGAAGUCUAAAAGGCUGAGACACUUUACUGUGCUUACUAUGAUGGCAUUGUCUUUAUCAAUCAUGCUGCAUUGAUCUCUGAUUGAUUGGUUAGAAAUACAUCCUAUAUUUUAAUGUCACCCAUUCAUUUCACUGGCAUGGCAAGUACUGUACACAUUCACCAUCUCCUCUGCACCUGAUAUAGUUACCUAAUGGAAACUUGACAUGUUUUUUGUAUUUUAACUGUGAUGGUUUCGUUCUUUACUUGUAUAUUGUUUCACCUUUAUCACACCAUAGGUAUUUGAAUUUUGUUUAAGAUAUACUACUGUCACUGAAUUAUCAUUUGUAUAAAAGUAUUGAUCUACAUGUUUGAUGUUUAAACUCAUGUUCAAGCUGUAUAUUUAUCUGUUGAUACAUUUUAGAUUAAAACGAAGUUCUCUUCUUUUUUUAAAUCAAGAAAUGUUCUCCAACUUUGACGUUGUUAUAGCUGUACCUGUUUGCGGUGUAUGGCGCCCUCUUGUGGCAGACAGAUGGUACUUUUCUCACAGUAAAAAUUAGAAGGGGGAAAUGUCAUCUGAUACUGGUUGCCAUGAAACACUCACAUUAAGCACAGCGCUUCUCACUCAGUUGCAUCUAAAUAAUGAAUGUGAGAUGAAACAACUAGACUACAGCGCCAUGCUGCAACAGUUGCAGACAGAGCUGUCAUCCUCACAGUACCAGUGUCCAGGUAUGGCAUCUUUCCUAGACCAGGCUAGCCUGAUAAAGACAGCUGCUAUAGAGAAGGUGGUGGCCCCCAUCUCAGUACACCUGGUCCACCUGGUCCUGCUGUGUGAGAGGGCAGAGGGGCUGGAGGGACCAGAGCAGUUCACCCAGCUAGAGGGAGAAGCCCAGGCUGUGGCCAGAGCCACCAUGAACAUGGCCGCAGUUGCCUACAGACAUUCAGAAGCCUCAGAUGAUGAGGUAAUGAGGACAAAGAUGUCAUCCCUAGUGGAGCCGAUGACUGUGUCUGGACAGCAUGUCCUCCUGGCAGCCCAGAAACUCAGUAUCCAGCCCAGCCUAGCCGAGCACAGAGAGGAGCUCAUCACUGCAACACAGAAUGUUCUGCUAGGAGUGGUCAAAAUACUUUCAGUGGAAGAUGAUGCAACAGUGAGAAAGACCAUAGCGGCUGCAGACUGGGUGUUGGACUGCCUAUCCUCUCUAGCUUCCUCCCUGGACAUCCUAUCUCUACUGAAGGCCUUCCAUCGUUUCACUGAGGCACUGAUUCUCCUGAACAACCUGGUAGUGGAACGGGCUGAAGCCCUGCUGGAUCCUAGGCAGACGGAGCACUUGCACAACUCUUUGGACUCCUUGAGGAAAUGCAUCUCUAUGCUUCACACGGCUAUGGUCACCACUAUCAAACACCGAACCAGUGAGCAGGCCCAAGCUGCCAAAACGUACAUUCUGGACAGGGUGAAAAGCACGGUGAAAGACAUUGUAACUACACUCGAGAGUUAUUGCCGUAGAGGGGGUGUUGCCUUAGGUCCGUGUGGGUACUACAUUGACAGGCGUGAUGCUUUGAUAAGGCUACUGGCCAGUUCUUCCUCCUCUUCCUCGAUCAGUAACGUUGACAGCCUCUUAAGAGAUCUUGUGUUCCACUGCAUGGUGGUGGCCAACUCCUCACAAAGGGAGCUUCAGCACUGUGUGGUGGAUCAUUGCCGACAUGUCCUACAUCUCUGGUCAGAAAUGUCCAGGCUUGUAAAGCUUCCAGAGAAUCCUGAUGAUGAUAACCUGAACCAGCAUUUACAGAGUAUCUGUUUUUCACUGAUGCAGCAAAUCCAGAAUCUUGACAGUGCUAUGAUGACUGCAGUUCUCUAUCAAGUUCUGGACACGUUUGUUACAGGGUCAAGUCCACUCGAAGAUCUGGUGAAUAUGGUUGGACAAGUAUUGGAGAAUGAUUCAGUUGAAGAGUUGCUGGUAGAUCCAGUUUCUAUCCGUGUAUUGCUCAUGGAUCUUCUAACACAGGCUGAUAGGAUGAUCCAGGUUGCAAGUUUCAUCUCGGCUUUCGCCACGGAUUCUAAGAGUCUAGAAAAUGUGGAUAACUCAAGAGCAUGCCUCAUGCGUCUGAAGGCUGAGAUCGAACCUCUUGCACUGGAGUUGGAUAAAGACGGUUCAGACUUAGAGAACUGCUUUGAGGCCGUGCAGAAACUCCACGAUGUGUGUGAGAGAUGGGAAGAGGAGACCGGUCAGCUGCAGGAUGCUCUUUGUGACAUCAUCGAUGUUAGAGAAUUCACUAGCUUGGCUGUUCACGAGAUGGCUAACGACCAGUGUGGAUGCGACGCGGCGUAUAAAGCCCAGAACCACAAACUGUUCAGAAAGCAUGCUGAUGACCUUAUCUCCCACACAAAACAGGUGGUUCACUCUGUUAGAAGACACAUAGACAAGAGUGACAACCCCAUCUACCGCAAUGGACUCCUAGUUCUGUUGAAACAGGUCGAAGCGUCACAGGCCAAAGUGGUCGGAUCUGUCAGAGACAUGUGCUCUGGUUCCAGUCUUGAUGUGAAUGUAUACUCUGUCUUUUCAGAUCACACAUUUGUGGUGAUCCAGCACUUUAGAGUGUUAAGAGAAGGGCUGGAUGGACAGCAACAUCCACACCUCCUCAGUCCACUGCGAGAGGCUGCACGCCAGAGCAUAGUCUCAUCCUCAGUCCAAGCAAACAAUCAGGUUCAAGGAUCAGCUAUGGAUCAGGAAAUAAGAGACCUUGGCCUUCAGUUUCCUGUUCUAGAUGUUUCAGAAAGGGAUUCACCAGUUGAAUAUAAAGUUGAGUUAACAGAAAAAGAAAUUAGAGAGCCUAUGAUGGCAGACAAAGACUUCAAUGAUGAUUUAAAGGGGCCAGCUGUUUCAGGUGAAGCGAAUCCAAUCCCAAAGCCUCUUGAUUUCGACCUUUUGCCCCUCUUGUAUAAGGUUGUGACUGUGACUAAAGAAAAAGAUAUAACGGUCCUCAACAAAGCCUGUACAGGAGUUCUCAAGCUUUCAAAUUGUUACGCUCAGGCUGCGAAAGAAGCUUCAACUAUUGUUGAUGCUGUCGAUAGUCAGACAUUGGAUAUCUUCAGAUCAGAGUUAGUGGCCCUGACGCCUCAGUUAGUCCAGACAGCUCAGGAGACUGCGAUGAGCUUAGCUAUGAGCACGGACAGUCUCUACAAACACAGUACACUGUUCUCUGACCUGAUCAACAACAUCAGGAAAGUGCUCUUACCAGCUGCUGGAACCUGGUACCAUGCCGUUUAUUCAAUGUUUCAUGGUCGUCCACGAAACACGGCCGCCACUGCCAUUUCUCAGGAACUCAGCAAAGUCAUGAGUUUGUGUGCCGAUGUGGUGCAGCUGUUGACGUCGUCUGAUAUAACGCCACCAAGUGACUGUCAGGAGAGCUUUACAGUUUUGCACAGCAAGCUGAACAAAGCCCAUAACAACACAAGAGAGCUGACAGAACUUGCUAGCUCAUCAACAUCAGGUCAGGCAGAUCAACUUGAGGGGCCUUGUAUUCUGUGGGCACUGUCAGUCCAAGUUUUACUGAAUUCUUUGGAUAAGAUUUUAGGAACAAGGGAAACAUUGAUGAGACAGUUGACCCCUCAGAAAAGGUUGGCGGCCAUGUCCGAGAACUCACUGCGAAUCCAAGAGGCAGCGAGACUGACUAGCGUGAAUUGUAAAAGCGCCUACAAAGUGAAAACGUUGACACAACUUCAGGAGGAAUUAAAGACUCUCACUGAGGCAUACUUACAGGUAGCUGAGGACCUCUGCAUUGUAUCUCUCUCAGGCAUCCUCCAGUUUGCCAGGUCAGAAGUUCUACAAAGACAGCUCCUGAUUAAAAUGAGGGUGCUAUCCGGCCACUUGAACAAAGCAAAUAAGGACUAUGUCACCGCAAUUCAAAAUAUCGUAAACGUUGCUUAUAAGGCUUCCAAGCACCACAAAGAUAACAAGACAUCCAAGGAGGCCCAAGAAACAUUUGAGACUGCUGCAGAGUUGCUUUUCGAGAACGCCAAAGCUGCUACCAAGAGGGUUGAAGACUGUUUCAACUACAUUCGCAACCCUCGUGCUCGGAUUAACCUGAGGUCCAUCAACGAUCAUCUGUCCUUCCAGAUCUCGGAUAUAGUGAGCCGAGCCAGACUGGUAGUGGAGACCCACUGUAUCUACGACUCUCUCAGUCUGGAGAUCCAGAUACAGUGCUGGUCGGCCAAGGCUCACUUUUUAGCCGAGGAAAUCUAUAAGGUGGAUGGGAUAAGCCAGGAGGCUAAGGAACACGUCAAGGUUGGUCUGCAGGGUGGAACACCAGGAGAUUCCAAAGAAGGGAUGACUGAGAGCAAUCUUUCUCCUACUCUGAAGAAGCUUGAUUACCAACCAGACAUGGCACCCUGGCAGACAACCAAUCCAGAGAAUAUAAAUACCACAGAACAGAAUUCCAGUAUCUGUGGUGCAAUGCUCAAAUAUGAACCUGUGAUGGCAACAAAACAGUAUGAUGCCCCAAGGUCUGCAUUCUUCAGAGACACCCUAUCCCUGACUUACCUCACCCCUUCCUUCACCUACACCACAAUCACCCCAUCUCUUACCUACACCGCCUUGUUCCUCAAACAAGAGACAGACAGGUGGGACGCUCGGGGCAACCGUAUCGUUCAGGUAACCAGGGAGAUUGCAGACCAGAUCUACCACAUGGCCCAGUACCUGAGGAGGAAAGGGCCUAUACUGAGCAAAGAGAUGUUUGUCAACACAGCAAAAGGCGUGGUCUCAAAUUGCCAAUACAUCACCCACUUUGUGAGGGUCAUAUCAAACCACUGUCUGGACAAACAGUGCACUGCUGAACUGUCUCUCAGAGUGGAACAGAUUCUCACCAUCACCAACCAACUCACUAUAAUCUCCAGUGUUAAUGCAUUGACCCCUGGAAGCAAGUCUUCAGAUGAGAUCCUUGUGAAGAAUGCCCAGAACCUGCUUCAGAUAGUUCUGCAUGGGGUCAGAGCAGCAGAGACAGCCUGCAUCAAGGGUUUGAAACAGCCGGAGCCCAACUCAGAUGGGGUGGAGGCAGCAGCGCUCUGUUUCCAGUGGAAGAGGAACCUACAAAUGCAUCGAGCCCAGCAGAACUGUAAUUCAGACACGGAUGAUCUUGGCCUGAGGAGAACCUCCCAGCACAGAGAAUCCCCCAGCCUGGCCCCUCCUAUUCACAUACAGAAACAGGGAUUCAAGUGAACGUGUCAAACCCCAUGGACUGGACACCAGGAACUACUUGUUGCUACCAUGUAAACUUAUGGAUCAUGUCCACAGGACACAAAACUUUGGGGAAAUGUAAUGAAAUAACUUCCAGUGUCCAGCACUUUGUUCCUAUGACAAAAGUUUUGUGACCACAUUUCUUAAAUACUAGAUAUGUUAGCAAGCACAUGAUGUGCAAUGCAUUAUACUUCAUAGAAAUGUUUGGCUGUAAAGGCUAUUUUGAAAAUAGCAAAAAGUUUAAUAUCAAGGAAUGUGUAUUUGAAAUAUUUUGGGGAUCAGAGCAAUCUUGAGGGAAUCCUAUUUGUGUCAGAAAAGGAUGUUCAUAUGAUAGGUAAGAUAUACAAAACUUGCAGAGAUCCUAUCCAACUGACAAUCUCUGACAAAAAAAGAUAAACUAUUGGAACCAAGACUUAAAAAUAACUGAUAUUGGUACAAGAUUGAGGGAAUGUUGGAACAUAACUAACGAAAUUACAGUUAACAAAAAUGUACGCUUAAUCCAGUAUAAACUAAUGUUUUUAAUUCAUUACACGAGACAAAAUUCACAAAUUCUACAGCACAAUGGCAGAGUCAUGUCUUAAGUGUAAAACGAACAAUGACUCAAUAAUCCAUGCCUUCUGGGAAUGCUAUAAAGUCCCAAAGUUAUUGGCAGAGUUAGAAAGAUGUCUGUCAGAAGCAUUAGAAUGUAAAUGUACUUUUAAUCUGUCUGCAUAUGAGGGGGCAGUGAGAUACCCGAUGGGUUGGACCAUAUUUUUCUUGUCAAUUAUCUUGAAAAGAUGUAUAGUUACAAGCUGGAAAUCAACCAAUCCUCCAUCGUU